UGCUCUCCAGCUCUGUACACACGUGGGUUCAGCAGCAGCAGCAUGGCGGCUCUCAGCUACGACGGCUGUAAUUUCUUCAGGCAGCGGCUGAUCCUCUCCACCCUGAGCGGCAAGCGGGUGAAGAUCCGCGAAAUCCGGUCCCGGGAGGACGAGCCGGGCCUGCGGGAUUUUGAAGCUAGUUUUAUCAGACUGCUGGACAAAGUGACCAAUGGCACCAGAAUUGAAAUAAACCAAACAGGUACGGUCCUGUUCUACCAGCCUGGUCUGCUGUAUGGUGGUUCUGUAGAGCAUGAGUGUAACCUUCAGAGAUCUAUUGGUUACUAUCUGGAGGGUCUCCUCAUGCUGGCUCCAUUCAUGAAGAACUCCCUUAAAGCCGUCCUGAAAGGAGUCACUAACGACCCAACAGACCCCUCAGUGGAUUUGUUGAAAGCCACUGCUAUUCCUCUAAUGAAGAAGUUUGGUAUCGAUGGGGAAGGUUUGGAAAUAAAGGUGGUAAAGAGAGGAAUCGCCCCUCAUGGAGGAGGAGAGGUGCACUUCUCCUGUCCGGUCCGACGGACACUUAAACCAGUGCUGUUAACCGACCCAGGAAAGAUCAAGAGGAUCAGAGGAACAGCAUACUCUGUGCGUGUGUCUCCUCAGAUGGCCAAUAGAAUAGUGGACUCAGCCAGAAGCAUCUUAAACAAAUUAAUUCCAGAUAUUUAUAUCUACACAGAUCAUAUGAAAGGAGCCAGUUCAGGAAAGUCUCCAGGUUUUGGUCUGGUUCUGGUGGCGGAGACUCUGAAUGGGACGUGUCUCAGUGCAGAACUGUCCUCCACGCCUCAGGGCCGGGGAGACCAGAUGCUUCCUGAGGAGCUCGGCAAGAACUGUGCCAAGCUGCUGCUGGAGGAGAUUUACAGGGGGGGCUGUGUGGAUUCAACCAAUCAGAGCCUGGCUCUUCUGUACAUGACCCUAGGCCAACAGGAUGUGUCCAAAACCCUCCUAGGUCCUCUCUCUCCAUACACGAUCGAGUUCCUCCGACACAUCCGGGACUUCUUCCAGAUCAUGUUCAAGAUCGAGACGCAGACAGCGGACGAGGACCAGCAGAAAGGAGGAGAUAAGGUCCUGAUGACCUGCGUGGGAGCGGGUUACACCAACAUCAGCAAGUCCAUCAAAUAGAGACUCAUCAAACUCUAUCAAACUCCACACCAGCAGAUCAGCGCAACAUUCAGACAAUAUAAAAACACUGAUUAUCUUUAUUCUACAGGUUUAGUUUCUUUCAUUAUUGAUAUUCUGUUUUUUAAAUUUUGUUAUUUUAAAUAUGUUGGUUUUUUGUACAAUGUACAGUUUGUUUUCGAAGAUGCUUCAAAAAGAAACAAAAUAAAUGUAAAAUAUCUUUAA
Messenger RNA from Astyanax mexicanus (Mexican tetra), 1377 nucleotides. RefSeq names its product RNA terminal phosphate cyclase-like 1 (gene rcl1). The record is from RefSeq and is a predicted model, not a curated record. The transcript has 9 exons. Gene Ontology annotation, cellular component: nucleolus. The coding region runs from base 43 to 1155 and encodes 370 amino acids. Gene Ontology annotation, molecular function: RNA endonuclease activity. Gene Ontology annotation, biological process: ribosome biogenesis; endonucleolytic cleavage of tricistronic rRNA transcript (SSU-rRNA, 5.8S rRNA, LSU-rRNA). Lineage: Eukaryota; Metazoa; Chordata; Actinopteri; Characiformes; Acestrorhamphidae.